AUGUCAAAUCAAGGAACAGUGAGUAAAUCACUCUCGGAAGCAGAAGAAGAGUUAUUUGCGGAAUGGGCUGAAGAAGAAGAACGUUUAAAAACAACAACACCACCGCCUGAAAAAGCCUCCUCUGCACAACUAGCUUCGGAUAAGCUGGACCAAGAAGAGAAGGAACGAAAGGUUGAUGAUGAUGAAGAAGGCUCAUCCUCCUCAUCAUCGGAUCUUGAAUCAAAAACAACAAAUCAUUCAAAAAAUCAUGCGAGAUCAAAGAAGAAACGAAAAGUGGAGCAUCUAAAUGUUGAUACAGCAACAGCGAUGGACACUUCAUCUGCUGAUGCUCAGGCUUCUCUUGAUUUGCCAAUCACUCCGACCUAUCCAGGAGUAAAUUUACCCUCUGUGGAGCCAGAAAUCAAGGAAGAAUAUGUGAAGAAGGAUGAAUAUGAUAAAUUAAUCAAUUCACAUACGGAAACAAUUAAAAAAUUGAAGAAUGAUUAUAAAUUAAUGGCUGACAGAUAUAAGAAGGAAAUUGAGCGUUUAAAGAGUGAAUUAACCACCCUAAAGCAGAAAAAGCCUUAA
Naegleria lovaniensis is the source of this 567-nucleotide messenger RNA. RefSeq lists its product as uncharacterized. The coding region runs from base 1 to 567 and encodes 188 amino acids. The record is from RefSeq and is a predicted model, not a curated record. NCBI's taxonomy places the organism in Eukaryota, Heterolobosea, Eutetramitea, Acrasida, Naegleriidae. The transcript has 2 exons.